AUAUGUGUUUGGAUGGAUGUAUUGCUGAAUAUUACGGCAAACGCUGCCUGCAUGCCUGUAUAAGCAAUUGUGAGACGUGUACAGGUGCGACCUCUUGUACAAAAUGCAAACCGGGAUACUAUGGAGACUACUGCAAAAAAUGUCCUAAUAAUUGCUUAAUUUGUUCAUCAUUAAGCAAUUGUGACAGCUGUAAAGCUGGAUUCUAUAACGGUAGACUGCACGACAUCAUUACAAAUCAGUUUAAUUCUGAUUGUCGACAUGAAUGUAAGGAUGAUUGUAAGUCAUGCACAUCAUACAAUAUGUGCAUUGAAUGCGAGGAAGGAUUUUACAGUGGUAAACAAUACGCGAAUAGCAGUGUUGAACAUUCCGACUGCAGAUAUAGGUGUCAGAGUGAUUGUAAAACAUGUACAUCAUAUAACAACUGUACCAAAUGUGUGGAAAGUAAAUAUAACAACAUUUAUUCUAACUGUACAGAGAGUUGUCUUCCAGAUUGUAAGGCAUGUACAUCAUAUGACACAUGCACCGAAUGUGUAGAUGGUAAAUAUAACACUAUUUACAGCAACUGCAGCGAGAGUUGUAAGUUAGAUUGUAAGGCUUGUACGACGAAAAAUACAUGCACUAAAUGUGUAAAUGGUAAAUAUAACAACAUUUACAGCAACUGCAGCGAGAUUUGUCCCUUCGAUUGUAAAGCUUGCAUAUCAUCUGAUAAUUGUUCUUCUUGCCAUUCUGGCAAAUAUGGAGUUUCCUGUCAGGAUGACUGUGGAAUCGGUUGCGUAAAUCACCAAUGUGACUUCCGUAGUGGCAACUGCACAUGUAUACCAAAUUUUCAAGGUGAUAGAUGCGACCAGUGUGUGGACGGUACAUACGGACCUAACUGUAACAUUUCAUGUCCUUCGGGAUGCGCAAAUAAUUCAUGUAACCUCAAUGGCAAUUGUUUGGGCUGCAAGGCAAUGUUUUCUGGAGAUACGUGUGAGUGUGGUUUCAGUAAAUAUGGAACUGAUUGUAAUAACACAUGCCCUCCGAACUGCAAAAACAGUUCAUGCAAUAACAAUGGUGAAUGUUACAGUUGCAAAACCGGGUUUUCUGGAGACACUUGUGACGAAUGUGUUCCUGAAAAAUACGGAGCUCAUUGUAAUCUAACAUGUCCUACAAACUGCAACAAUAUUUCAUGCCAAAGGAAUGGUGAAUGUUACAGUUGCAAAACUGGGUUUUCUGGAGUCACGUGUGACGAAUGUGUUCCUGGUAAAUACGGAACUUACUGUAAUCUAACAUGUCCUACAAACUGUAACAAUAUAUCAUGCAAAGGCAAUGGUGAAUGUUACAGUUGCAAAACUGGCUUUUCUGGAGUCACGUGUGACGAAUGUGUUCCUGGUAAAUACGGAACUUAUUGUAAUCUAACAUGUCCUACAAACUGUAACAAUAUUUCAUGCCAAAGGAAUGGUGAAUGUUACAGUUGCAAAACUGGGUUUUCUGGAGUCACGUGUGACGAAUGUGUUCCUGGUAAAUACGGAACUUAUUGUAAUCUAACAUGUCCUACAAACUGUAACAAUAUUUCAUGCCAAAGGAAUGGUGAAUGUUACAGUUGCAAAACUGGGUUUUCUGGAGUCACGUGUGACGAAUGUGUUCCUGGUAAAUACGGAACUUAUUGUAAUCUAACAUGUCCUACAAACUGCAACAAUAUUUCAUGCCAAAGGAAUGGAGAAUGUUACAGUUGCAAAACUGGGUUUUCUGGAGUCACGUGUGACGAAUGUGUUCCUGGUAAAUACGGAACUUAUUGUAAUCUAACAUGUCCUACAAACUGCAACAAUAUUUCAUGCCAAAGGAAUAGAGAAUGUUACAGUUGCAAAACUGGGUUUUCUGGAGUCACGUGUGACGAAUGUUUUCCUGGUAAAUACGGAACUAACUGUGAUAUUCCGUGUACAGCGAUGUGUGAAAAUAAUUUAUGUAGAAGAAAUGGCGAAUGUUAUAGUUGUAUUUCUGGGUUUUCCGGGAGCAGGUGCAAUCAUUCCGAAAAUGCCAUUACACAGACGGGGCCAGAUGGAGAUAACAUGGGAGUAACAAUUGGGGCAGCAGCAGGGGGAGGUGUCUUCGUAUUGAUUAUAAUAUCUGUGAUUGUUGUUGUCGUGCUACGUGAAAGACGCAAGGGAAUGGGUAAAUCGGAGGAAAACGACAUGACAGAAAUAGUUGAUAAAACAGAUCAUGUAGUUAUGAAGAAUAGUGAAGUCAUGACUAGUGGUAUUUCUGAUGAAACAAACGAUCCCGUGUACGCUGUGCCCAACAAACCGAAGAAACAAGUUGAAAGGACAAAGUCUUCUGACGACAAUACCUCUAUAAAGGCAGUCAGCAGUCCAAACUACGAGAAACCCAAAACCCAGAACGAUAUUAUUGUUAUGAAUCAAAAUGAUCUCAAACAAGGAGAUCCUACACCUGAAUCAGAUUUUGGGAAAACUGAUAGUAGAGAUUCCGUCGCAGAGACCACACUUUCACAGAAUUACCCUGGUCACCUAGGGACAUUAAAUACGGAAGUUGAGGAAGAGAUUGACCUUACGGCAAUUUCUAGCAAUCAUGAAAUUGUUACAGCACAAACAGCAUCUGCGGUCGUGGAUACAUAUUACAAUGUAGCAGCGGUGAAAAGGAGAAAAAAUAUGCUCGAUCAAUUACCAGAUUUUGUAUCAAAGAAGACAAAUGAUGACUUUGCUGACGAAUUCCAGCAACUGCCGCCUGGACUUAUCAAGCCAUAUGUAGACUCACAGAGGAGAGAAAACAUAGCAAAGAAUCGUUACAGGGGAAUAUAUCCAUACGAUUGCACAAGAAUUGUACUUAGAGACUGCAGUUCUGACUAUAUAAAUGCGAGCUAUAUAGAUGGAUAUAACAAAAGGAAAGCUUACAUCGCGUCGAUAGGGCCUACAUAUAAGUAUAUGGGAGAUAUGUCUGCUUUCUGGAUAAUGGUGUGGCAGGAGAAAGUAGGCAAAAUUGUCAUGUUGACUAAACUUGAUGAAGGAGGGGCACCGAAGUGUGACCAAUACUGGCCUGAGAAAGGGUUCAGUUUGCUCUAUGCCAAUAUACAAGUCACAUGUCAAAGUGAAGAAACCUACGCUGACUACAUCAUCAGGUCGUUUACUAUUCAGAAAGACUCGGAGAAAAGGACUAUUUUUCAAGUCCAUUUUACUGCGUGGCCAGAUAAAGGCACGCCUGAUGAUGUCACAAGCUUGAUAGAAUUUUGUCAGAGGGUGAACAGUGUUAAGACUGAACUAGAAGGUCCUAUCCUUGUACACUGCAGUGCUGGUAUUGGCAGAACAGGCACGUAUAUUGCUUUAGAUAGUCUGACAGAGGAAGGUGAGGCUGAAGGCGGAGUGGAUAUAUACGCAUUUGUAAGGAAUAUGAGGGAACAAAGGGUUAACAUGGUGCAAACUGCCGAACAAUAUCAGUACCUUCACAAUGCACUGGUGCAUACAUUGACAUUUGAUAGCAAGGCUGUGGAGGCUUCCAAGUUUGCUGAAUAUAUGAAAUCGCUCACAGAGGACCAUCUUGGGAAAAAGUUUGAGAAACUGCAAGCUUCUGUUGAACAAAGAUCCGAUGAUGAGAUAGAAGCUGUUAAAAGGAACAUUGCUAUGAGAAAUAAAAACAGAGACGGUGCUGAUAUUCCGGGAGACCGUUACAGACCAAAACUGUAUCUCGACAGACAUCCGGGUUCCUCAGAUUUCAUAAAUGCAGUAUACGUUAAUAGUUAUAAAGCCAUUAACCGUUUCCUGGUAGCACAAACACCUCUACCAGACACAGUAGUUGACUUCCUAACAUUGAUUGUUCAGGAGAAAGUUUCAUGUAUUGUCAGUAUGGAAGCAAAUGCAGUCGAUGACAAGACCGUAGGGACAUACACUGCUGAUAACCAACAGGUGAAGAUCGGAACGUUCACAGUCAAGACUCAACAAAAAUUAGACACAGAUCAAUAUGUGCUGCGAAUACUCAGAAUUUCACAUAAAGGAAAACAUGGUACAGAAGAAGUGACUAUCCCACAUAUUCAGUUUACGCACUGGAAUGAUACCAAGAACACUCCGGAAGAACCAGCAAAGUUUGUAGAGUUUAUAAAAGAUGUAGAACUAAAGUUAAGUGGUAAUGAAGCAAAGGGACCGAUACUUGUGCAUUGUCUCACUGGGGCGGAGAAAAGUGGGAUAUUUUGUGUCGUUUCAAUUCUGCUGGAGAAGAUACGAACUGACCAAGAAAUAAGCGUUGUGAACACAAUUCGACAAAUCAAGUAUAGGCGACACAAAUCAAUACCAAAUAAAGACCAGUACAUCUUCUGUCACAAAUGUGUAAAUGAAUAUAUACGUUCGUUUGAUUCCUACUCAAAUUUUGAAAUGAAAACAUAGAGUUCCGCUUAUCAAACGAAGAAGAAAGUAUAUAUAUAUAUAUAUAAAUUUAAUAAACACUCAACAGUUCAGUGUACAGAAAAAUAUCGGUUAUAGAAUGUAAGGACGAAGUGAAUAUAUAUGUAUAAUCACUGCUUGAUGACAGACUUGUGAGGAGAUGGACACAGCCCCGUUUUAGAGUUCAAAGUAUUACUAUUAUGGUAGUUGUUACAUAUAUUAAGGAUUUUUGUGCGCGGAUUGCAAAUUGCAUUUGUUAUUUAACCAUUUGUACAUAUUUUAAUCUUUUGAUAUUGCCUAGAUUUUAAACUGUUUUCGUUGAGCUACAUACUGUUUAUGCCACAAAGGAUUGAUUUCUUCUGAUCUUUAUGCCUUAUUUCAAUUCAUGUGUUUUACUUCACUGUCUAUGUUAUAUACGUAAUGAUUUUACAAUAUUAUGUUAAAGAACCAUAUGCUAGACUGGCUAUAGCCAAAUAUGUUAUCAUCUUUAGAUAAAUUGUUACUACCAUUACUAUUAUCAUUAUCAUUAUUAUUUUCAUUAUUUCACUGUGUCAUAAAACUUUUGCCGUAUAUCUGUAAAGCCAUUACACUAUUUUGUACACAAUGUGUGUCUAUUUUGAACAAUUUAUUUAAUAAUAACAUAAUAAAUGUUUCGUUGCGACGUUGAAAACAACAAAAUAAAUAGCAUAUCUGCUCUUCAUAUUAACACGAACAUGCAAUGUGGAAAAUCUAACGUUAGAAGCAACGUUGGCUUACAAUACAUUUUUAUCUUGUUAAAUGUGAUGGAGUUCCCGUAUCCAACAAAAUUAAUGGUUAUUCAGUAACUGUGAAUUUGUUUUGAAACACAUGAAAUCAGAAUUGGUCUAUAGCAUUUUCGUUGGAACUAACUGAAAUUCAUUUGUAUUCUUAAAAGUUUUAUGCACAACAUUAUAUGUGUAUGCAUGAAUAUCAAUUUUUUCGAUCCUUGGAUUUUAUCUUUCAAUAAGGUUUAUAUGUAAAUUUAAGUGUUGUAAUGAUAUUUCUUGAAAGUUGUAAUGAUAUUUCUUGCGUAGUAGUUUGUAGGUUUCAAAGAAUGUGCAAAUGGUGAACAGGAAAAUAUGUUUCUCUCUAAUGUAAUGGUUAAGCUUACAAAUACAAUUAAAACGAUAUUAUGUUUUAAAACUUUGUUUCCUUAAAACUGAAUUAUAUUAUUCCGGCCUGUCUCAUCGGUAUACGAUAGGAUUUUUCUGUUUAAAAAAAACAACGAAAAAUCCGAAGCUUUCAAAUUCCAUAUAGGCAUUUGUCUACUGGCUUUUUCUACUAGCUACUGCAAAUACUUCAUCAAGCUGAAAAAAUAAUUGUUUCAAUAUAUAAACCCUUUCUAAUUGAAAGUUAUUUUUGCGUAAUUGGACGAUGGUAUAUAGCAGUAAAUGUACUUCGCAGAUAUACCAGUCUCAGUAACGGUGAACAUUAACAUAGUAUAGCUUUUACACAAAACUAACCUUGUAACCUUUAUAUAAUGUCAUAUAGAGCAAAAGCAACAGUUACUUCUUUAUAUUCUUUAAGAUAAUCAUCUAAGCUCUGUAGGCUAUUGUACUUAUUUAUUUAUUUGUUGUAUGUCAUUAGGAUACAGUAUCUCAUGUUACAGAUAUUACAUAACUGUAAAAUUACCAAAUACUAAAAGUUAAAGCUUUUAAAUCCAAUAUGCAACGCAUUAUUUCUAACGUCUGGCAGAAAUGGGCUAGUUUCGGGUUGAAGAUUUUUUAUUCGAAUUUACUUCUUUCGAUUUGAAAUAUACAUAAUGUAGAUAAGAGUUUCUUGUAAUUUAAUCUUUUACUAUAUUUUACAUCAUUUUAUAGUUUAAAAAAUAUGCCUCAAACUUGUAUUCAGCGGAAAAGGUGAUAGGAACUUUGAAAAUAAUCCCUUCUUUGUAAUAUACAAAUGUACCUUUAGUCUUAUUACAUUGAAAUAAAAGCAUGUAAAUCAAG
This is a messenger RNA of Mercenaria mercenaria, 6331 nucleotides long. RefSeq names its product multiple epidermal growth factor-like domains protein 11. The record is from RefSeq and is a predicted model, not a curated record. Gene Ontology annotation, molecular function: protein tyrosine phosphatase activity. Gene Ontology annotation, biological process: protein dephosphorylation. The coding region runs from base 3 to 4367 and encodes 1454 amino acids. The transcript is spliced from 20 exons. NCBI's taxonomy places the organism in Eukaryota, Metazoa, Mollusca, Bivalvia, Venerida, Veneridae.